Messenger RNA from Paramecium pentaurelia, 1780 nucleotides. Lineage: Eukaryota; Ciliophora; Oligohymenophorea; Peniculida; Parameciidae. The record is from the annotation of a GenBank genome assembly.
AUGAGUUCAUCUCAAGUAGGAUAUUUAGUGACGGCAAAUAUAAUUACUGCUUUUGGAGGAGGAAUAUUAUAUGGUUUAUAUUAACUGGCUGGCGAUUACCUAACAACCUUUUUUUUCAUGGUACAAAAAUUUUUUAGAGUAGAUCAUUUUUGCUGUUGCGUUAGCAAGCAUUAGAAUUUCAGUAGUUAAUAAUAUUAAGAAAUUAUAUGCAAAAAAUAGUGAAAGAUGGUCAAGCUAAAGAAUUUACUUUUUGCAUCAAGCAAAAUUUGGGAUAGCUUUCAAUUUAAUAAUAACUGUUUUAUAUAGCUUAAGUCAUCCAUUUACAUUGUUAGAAUAUUUGAAAAAGCUGUUCACAAUUUCUUCUAUUCCUUAUGUUUUUGUAUUCUAUGUGAUAGCAAUUAAACUAUAAUGUUUAACUUCAGUAUUACUUUGGGAUGUUUUAUUUUGGGGAGUGAUUGAUUUGUUAAGAAUAAUAUCAUAUCCUUUUUAAAGGAAGAAUAACAAAGAUGAGAAAGGGUUAUUAGAAUGGAUAAGCAAAUCUAAGUUAUUUAAUACAGUGUUAUUUGCAUCUGUGUUGUUUGGGAUGAUUCUAUUAUUACCAAUAGCAAUAGCAUUAAUCUAUUAGGAUAUAAUGAUCUAUAAGGAAGACUUGAUACCAAAGUUGUAAAAAUAUUAAAUUCCAAAUGAAUAUAAAUAUUAUUUAUCAGCAGACUUCCUUUUAUCCUAAUUUUAAGGACAAUAUCUAUCAGAAGCUUAGAUUCAGCAAUUAUCCACUUACUUAAAUCCUGUUGAUGUUCAGGAUAAUCAUAAAAAUAGUGUAAUCUUUUUGGAAAUCUUUUAUGGAGAACAUGCUAUAAAAAUACUUGAGAGUAUUAAGGAAUGCCAAGAUUCAAAGUAUUGUUAAGCAAAAGUGCUUUUGAAUAAUUUGGAUUUGUUGAAUGAUUAGAUAUAUGAGUAUCUCCAAUACGGCUAUAAUUAUGUUAAUGCUAUUUUGCCCCAAUUAUAAUAAUUUGCAUCAGUGAUUGGGCAGUUCUUAAUAAAAGUAUUUAGUGGAAGUGUAGCAUUUUUAGUGAAAUUCAUAAUCUUUUAAUAGGGUGUGAUGUACUUAUUAACAGAGUCUUCAUUCUACGAUUUAAUUAGUGUGAAUGAGAAGAAGAAUUCAUUUAAAGGAACUCUAGUAUAGAAUAUUAGUAAACAUAUAACAGGAGUAUUUGUAUCCUUAUUUACUAUAUUUAUGUAACACUUUAUGCUAUCUUAUAUGUUUUUGGAUAUAUUAUAAAUAAAAUUAGCAUUCAUAUAAAGUUUUUUGAUUGGAUUGUUAUCAUUAACUUAGAUAGUAGAUCCUGGAUUAACAUAUAUAUUGAUCACAGGAAUUUGGUGGUUGGCUGGAUUUCUAAAUAAUGCUGCUCAUGAGUUUUGUAUCAAUGAUGGAUUAACUAUGCUGUUUGCAAUUGGAUUUUAUUUUUCUUCUAGUUCAAUUUACUUAAAUACAUUUAAAAAAUAAUUAGGAGAUGCAUAUUGGAGUUCAAUGUCUGUAAUUUUAGGAUACAUUUCAUUUAAAUGGUAAGGUCUGUUAAUUGGUCCUUUAUUGAUUGGAGGUGUAAGAACCCUUUAUGAGAUACUGGCCUGGUAUUGGGGAGAAAAGGAAAUCAUGAAGGAUGAUUACACUAUUUAGAAUGAGAAUCAAAAGAUAUAGAAUGAUCCUAAAGCAAUUGAAAAUAAGGGAAAUACAAGCAAGAGUAACUAAAGUAAGAAAGAAGGAAAGAAAAAGAAGGACUGA